Nelumbo nucifera (sacred lotus) is the source of this 876-nucleotide messenger RNA. Its product is annotated as putative protein phosphatase 2C 59. Gene Ontology annotation, biological process: protein dephosphorylation. Gene Ontology annotation, molecular function: protein serine/threonine phosphatase activity; cation binding. The record is from RefSeq and is a predicted model, not a curated record. Lineage: Eukaryota; Viridiplantae; Streptophyta; Magnoliopsida; Proteales; Nelumbonaceae.
AUGGGCUAUCUGAAUUCUACGUUGCCUACAAGUGGAUGCCAAGUUGAUGAUGCCCUUGUUAGUGGUGGGGGUUUUAGUCACAAUGGGAAAUUUAGCUAUGGAUAUGCAAGCUCUCGGGGGAAAAGGUCUUCAAUGGAAGAUUUCUAUGAGACGAGAAUUGACGGUGUUGAUGGGGAGAUAGUUGGUCUCUUUGGAGUCUUUGAUGGUCAUGGGGGUGCUCGAGCUGCAGAAUAUGUGAAAGAAAACCUUUUUAGUAAUUUGAUCAGGCAUCCAAAGUUCAUAUCUGAUACCAAAUCAGCCAUAGCGGAUGCAUACAACCAUACGGACUCAGAAUUUCUCAAAUCAGAAAACACUCAGACUAAAGAUGCUGGCUCAACAGCUUCUACAGCAAUACUUGUUGGUGAUCGUUUGCUAGUUGCAAAUGUUGGGGAUUCCAGGGCUGUUAUUUGUAGGGGUGGGAAUGCUAUAGCUGUUUCACGAGAUCACAAGCCCGACCAAACUGAUGAACGACAACGAAUUGAAGAUGCUGGAGGUUUUGUGAUAUGGGCUGGUACUUGGAGAGUUGGUGGUGUUCUUGCUGUUUCUCGUGCAUUUGGUGACAGACUUUUAAAGCAGUUUGUUGUUGCAGAUCCUGAUAUUCAGGAGGAAGUGGUUGACAGCUCCCUGGAAUUUCUUAUUUUGGCAAGUGAUGGGCUGUGGGAUGUUGUCUCAAAUGAGGAGGCUGUUUCCAUGAUCAAAUCAAUUGAGGAUUCAGAGCAAGCAGCCAAGAGGUUGAUGCAGGAAGCAUUGCAAAGAGGGAGUGCUGAUAAUAUUACUUGUGUUGUUGUUCGUUUCUUGGACAAGCAAGGGGAAACUGCUCAAAGCAGCUCUCAAUAA